This is a messenger RNA of Purpureocillium takamizusanense, 1185 nucleotides long. RefSeq lists its product as uncharacterized. The transcript has 4 exons. Lineage: Eukaryota; Fungi; Ascomycota; Sordariomycetes; Hypocreales; Ophiocordycipitaceae. Gene Ontology annotation, molecular function: serine-type endopeptidase activity. Gene Ontology annotation, biological process: proteolysis. The coding region runs from base 1 to 1185 and encodes 394 amino acids. The record is from RefSeq and is a predicted model, not a curated record.
AUGAAGCUGUCCAUCCUCCUCUCGUUGCUGCCCCUGCAGGCGGCCGGGCUGGCGGCGACGCCCUUGACCAAGCGCACCGAGCCCGCGCCUCUGCUCGUCCCGCGUGGCGCCCAAGUGAUCCCCAACAAGUACAUUGUCAAGCUGAGGAGCGGCGGCGGCGACUUCUCCAUCGCGGACGACGUGCUGGCCUCCGUGGGCGUCGAGCCCAACCACCGGUACGACAGGUUGAUCAAGGGCUUCAGCGCCACGCUCAGCGCCGAGGAGCUGGCUUCAUUGCGGGACCAUCCAGAGGUCGAAUUCAUUGAGCAGGACUCCAUGGCCAGAAUCGCCGACUUUGUGUCCCAAGCCAAUGCCACCUGGGGCAUCGCACGCCUCUCGCACCGCAAGCCUCACAUCUCCGAGUACAACUACGAUUCGAGUGCGGGUGAAGGCACUUGCGCCUUUGUCGUCGACACGGGCGUCAAGGCGGACCUGGCGGAAUUCGAGGGCCGCGCCAAGAUGCUCAAGUCCUUCGUCGACGGCCAGCCUGACGACGGCCACGGCCACGGAACGCACGUCUCCGGGACUAUUGGCAGCAAAACAUAUGGCGUCGCGAAAAAGACCAAGAUCUACGGUGUCAAGGUCCUCGACAACGAAGGGUCAGGGCCCUGGUCCAACGUCAUUGCCGGUCUGGAGCUGAUCAAGAAGUACGUGGGCUGCGGCAAGUGCCCCAAGGGCCUGGUGGUCAACAUGAGCCUGACGGGCUACUAUUCUGAGACGAUCAACCAGGUCACCAAGGCCCUGGUCGACGCUGGUGUCUUUGUCGGGGUCGCUGCCGGCAACUGGAACGACAACGUGGCCAACUGGUCUCCCGCGUCGGAGCCGAGCGUGUGCACCGUGGCCGCAUCCGAUGAGGACGACAAGAUGCCGAUUUGGAGCAACUGGGGGCCCCUUGUUGACGUGUUGGCACCCGGUGUGAACAUCACUUCGACGUGGCGCGAUGGUUCGGCUUACCUAGAUUCUGGCACCUCCAUGGCCAGCCCGCAUAUCGUGGGCCUGGCUGCCUACAUCGGCGCGCUCGAGGGCAUCAAGGGCGGGGUCAUCUGCGACCGCAUCAAGGAGCUCGCCACCAAGGAUGUCGUCACGGGUCUGCGGAACACGAACACGCCGAAUCUGCUGGGGUUUAACGGCAACCCGUCCGGCUAG